Molecule: messenger RNA, 636 nt
Organism: Prorocentrum cordatum
Lineage: Eukaryota; Dinophyceae; Prorocentrales; Prorocentraceae
Source: the annotation of a GenBank genome assembly
AUGCGCAGCGGCAGCCACGCUAGGCGGCGGAACGGCGCGUGCAUGCAGAGUUUCUUCGGGAUGUGCAGGAUGGGCUGCGUCAGCCAAUCCGUCGCCACCAGCGGCAGCAUCGUGCAGGACGGGAUCUUCAGGACGGAGACGUUCGCCACCGACGACAGCGUGCUGCGGGACUCGUUCAGCGGGAGGGGGUUGUGCGCCAUCAGCGGCGGCAUCAAACAGGACGCGAUUGUCGCGAUGAGCUUGAGCGGCAGGGUCAGACAAUCCAUCACAAUGCCGGCGCUCGUAGUCCCAGAAGAUACUCCACCCAUGGUCGUCAGCUCCAUGCGGUUGGACGUCUCGAGCUGCACGAUGUGCUGCGGACGCCACGCCAGGCAGCGGAACAGCACGAGCAUCGUCAUGAGGCGCGACAGCACGACGCGCAAGUUCAUCGACCAGACCAGCGGGAGCCAGACUGCAGCAUCUGAGUUGGAACAGAUCGGAGCGACGAAGGUGCGGCGCCCCAGGAACAGCCCAGGCAUCGGAACCGCCAUCGAGCACUCCUCGCCGAGGACCAGCAGGAGCAGCUCUAUCUACACCAACGGCAGCAUCUUGGACGCCGUCUUGCAUACGGUCACUAGGACGGGCAUCAGGAAAUAA